AUUUACCCGAUCAUGCAUAUAAAUGGCAACCAUUUAUUCAAAACUAACCAAAGUUAUUAUAAAAGCAAAUGGACUCUCUGUUUCUAUGAGCUCAUUGGAAACGUCGACAAAACCGCAAGCAAAUUAUUUAAAAAUGAAGCCGAUACUUUGGCAAAAGUCUCAUGCAGGCAAUGCUUCGACAAAUUUCGCAGCAGUAAAUAAACAGCGAUCGCUGCUAAAUGUUUUUAAUAACGAACAGCGUGCACGAAGCCCUAGCAGUCCGAGUAGAUUUGGCAGCCGUAUCCUUAAACCGGACAAAACAUAUGAGCACAUCGCCUUGGCUAAAACCGGAUCGGCGAGUGAUGUCCUCCAUGGACAGAAACGUAUGUUUGUGCUGUACAUAUCUUUUUGUUAG
Molecule: messenger RNA, 394 nt
Organism: Rhagoletis zephyria (snowberry fruit fly)
Lineage: Eukaryota; Metazoa; Arthropoda; Insecta; Diptera; Tephritidae
Source: RefSeq, a predicted model, not a curated record